AUGGAGAAGAAGAAGAGUGAAAAUGGAGGUGGGUUCUCAGGGAAAGAAGCGAGAGGGAAGGAAGUGAAGAUAAGUCAGGUAUUGUGGUGGCGGAGAAGGAACAGAAGGUUGGCGAUCAAUGGGGUGGCUUCUGAGCAUAGAUUCUUUGGUGUUUUCAUAGGGUACAAGCUAGGUUUCGCUGAAUGA
Dovyalis caffra is the source of this 186-nucleotide messenger RNA. Lineage: Eukaryota; Viridiplantae; Streptophyta; Magnoliopsida; Malpighiales; Salicaceae. The record is from the annotation of a GenBank genome assembly.